AUGCUCGAGGCGAACGGCGUGUCGAAGGUGAAGCUGUUCGACGCGGAUCCGAACGCGCUGACGGCGCUGGCGAACUCGGACGUGGAGGUGAUGGUGAUGGUGCGCAACGAGUUCCUCGAGGGCAUGGCCAUCAAGCAGGAGAACGCCGACAACUGGGUCUACAACAAUUUGCUCGACAUCCUCCCCACCGGCGUCAAGAUCACAUCUGUGUCGGUGGGCAACGAGCCGUUCCUCAAGUCGCGGCACGACUUUGACAAGUUCCUGGCGCCAGCCGUGGCAAACAUGUACCGGGCGCUCCAGAAAGUGGAGCUAGACCAGCGCAUCAAGAUCACCGUCUCCUUCAACACGGACAUCAUCAAACCCGAGGACGACCCCGCCCUGGGCGAGUUCCAGGACGUGUGGGUGGAGCAGAUUAAAGCCAUUGCUAAGGUUAUCAACGAGACGGGAUCAUUCUUUUCUGUGAACAUCUACCCGUUUUUUUCGUACAAGGACACGCCGCAGAUCGACAAGAAUUUCAUCUGGUUCGAUAACCCCGGGCAGGGGUGCGUGGGGUUUGGCAACAAGACCAAGACGCAGUACUGUAACAUCAUGGACGCGUCGCUCGAUGGCGUGAUCUACGCGCUGGAACGAAUCGGUUACCCCAAUAUGGAGGUGGUAAUCGGGGAGGCAGGCUGGCCGAGCGACGGCCAUCCCAAUGCCACACUAGCACUCGCCCAAUCCUACAACAAUGGGCUCCUGCGCCACAUGCUCUCCGGCAAGGGCACGCCGCACCGCCCGAACCGCCUCUUCACCUUCUACGUCUUCGACCUCUUCGACCAGGACGCCAAGAGCACCGCUCCCGGCCCCUUCGAGCGCCGCUGGGGCGUUUAUGACGACUACGGCCGCGCGAAAUACCCGCUGGAUCUGUCCGGGGGGAAAGGUUGGAAGCUCGCUCCGAUCCCGAAUGUUGUGCGGCUGCGCAAUCGCUGGUGCCUGGCGAACCAGGCGCUGUACUCGGAGAAGGGCGCGAGUGCCCCGGUGGUGGACGCGCAGUUCUCGUCGAAGAUCUCCACGGCUUGCGGGAAGAGCGACGCGGGGGAUUUCGCGGAUAAGGCGGACUGCACGCCGCUGAUGAUGCGGCUGUCCACUCCCGGGCUGCAGUGCGCUGCUAAAGGCGCCAGCCAGACUCUGCUAGCCAACGCCUCGUAUGUGCUGAACGCGGUGUAUCAACUGUCAGGGCAGCAGGAGGCUGUGUGCACGGAUGAGGGGUUGGGAGUGGUUGUGACUGACCAGGACCCGUCGACGGGUAGUACUGGGGGGAAUGACAAUUGUACGUAUGAGCUGGGACUGGAUGUGGACGCGAUGAAGGCGUAUACCCAGCCCAGUAAGGCGUUCUCAUGGAAGGUUCUGGGGUAUAUUGUGGCGCUGGUGCUCGUGCUGGCGAAUAUGCUGUGA
This is a messenger RNA of Closterium sp. Naga37s-1, 1434 nucleotides long. The record is from the annotation of a GenBank genome assembly. NCBI's taxonomy places the organism in Eukaryota, Viridiplantae, Streptophyta, Zygnematophyceae, Desmidiales, Closteriaceae.